Messenger RNA from Symbiodinium sp. CCMP2456, 1212 nucleotides. NCBI's taxonomy places the organism in Eukaryota, Dinophyceae, Suessiales, Symbiodiniaceae. The record is from the annotation of a GenBank genome assembly.
AUGGCCGACUGGUUUGGCUUUCCGGCCGAGGUAUAUGAUGUCCAUGGCACGCUCUUCUUCGGCAGUACAUCGCACUUCCUGGAGCUUUUCAACGAGGAGCCAGUUCCUGAACAAAAAGAGCCGGGCCGCGGUGGUCAGGACAAAGAUCCCGCAGACGUGCGCCAGGGCCUUGGUCUGGUGUUCGAGACCGGGCAUGUGGCCGAUUUCUCUGCGGUGCAGGCGCUGAACAAGCUCGGCGAGCGAUACGGAUCGGUGAAGAAGCGGCUGACACUCCAGCAGCUCAUGAGGCCGGCGCCGGCCUCUGAGAAGGAGGGAAGGCGAAUGGCACGAGAGUUGCAGCGCCGCGACGACGAUGGCUUUGGCCGUGGUGCCAUCGUGGAGACUAUCGGCUCCGCGGCGGUUGGGGCCGCUAAGCGACGGCCGGUCUCUGUGUCCUUGUGGCUUCUGGGCCUGCUGAUUGCUGCCUUCGCCAAAGGCUUCACCGUCGACGAGGUGACCGAGGAGACGUAUGCCGUGGGGGUGCGACAAGCGCAGGAGGUGCAGGAUCAGGAGCUGCGGACAGCGCUCAGGUCCCUUCGAGCGGCCGAGGAUAAAUACCACAAUGCCAAGGGCUGGUUUUGGAGCUGCGAUGCGAAGUGCCAGAGGGCUUAUGACAAGUACACCAUGGCCAGAGAGGAGGCCGACAGGGUGCAGCAGAAGGUUGAUCGAAUCAUGAAAGACGCGCGGAGAGAGGUGGGCAUUUGGUCCGUGUUUGGAGUCCAGGAGGUUCGGGACCGGUUCUGGGCCGCGUGGCAGUCUGGGAAAGAUCUCGCCAUGAGGUACACGAUGUUCGAUGCCAUCUUCAUGGCCUUCGGUGGGAAGGAGGAGACCCUGGUCAGCAUCUUGCUGAAGCUGGCUUUCCAGUACGCAGCCAACUUGACCCUGGGCUUAAUCUCUGCCUUCUUCUUCUUCAUGUACCACGUCUAUCAGCUGUUGGUGAACUACGGGGAGGAUGCGUUCUCGGGCUUGGCCUUCUUCCUCCUGGUUCUGGUGUCGGCUGCUUCGUUGAUCGGCACCUACCUGCUCACCGUCUACGGUGUCGUGGUAGGCGGCGGACUCUUCGUGCUGAAGCACGCCGAGCGGCAGGCCAUUCAUGGCCAAGGCACUCAAAGGCCGAGACAAGUCCAGUACGGUGGCGGCCGUGUCGGAGGCUACCGGCCUCACCACGAUUGA